AAGUGAUAUUACUGAUCCAUUUCAUACACUUUUUUUUCUCUGAGCAUCAAAGUCAUUAUUUAUGGCUAGCUAUGCAUUGAUUAAGCUUGCUGUGUUUGUGGCCUUGUGCAUGGUGGUGAGUGUACCCAUAGCCUAUGCCAUAACAUGUGACCAAGUGUCCCGCAACCUCGUUCCAUGCCUAGACUACUUGAGGAAUUGCGGAGCUGUCCCUAAACCUUGUUGCAGAGGAAUUAGCAACCUCAAUGACUUGGGAAGAACCACCGCUGAGCGCCGGACCAUUUGCAAUUGUCUGAAACAUAAUGCUUCUAGCUUGACCGGAGUUAAUCCAACCAUGGCAGAAGAGCUUCCCGCCAAGUGUGGAGUCAAUGUUCCUUACAAGAUUAGACCCAACCCCAACUGCACUAACGUGGAGUGAGCUCGAUGGGAGAUUAAUUUUUCGGCCCCAAAUAAUAUGAGAAUGAAAACAAAGUGCGAUUCCUCAUCGUCCCUAGUACUUGUAGAAAAAUAUAUUUGGCUUGAAUGAAUAUUUUAUUAAUAACAUAGAUACACGAGUUUUCCUUGUACAAUAAGGAAUCCUACAAUCUAGGAAUUCCAUCUAAGGGAAGGAUUGGAUAUAUGAAUCAAUUACAAAUUCUUUCCUAUCUAAA
This is a messenger RNA of Prunus mume (Japanese apricot), 647 nucleotides long. Its product is annotated as non-specific lipid-transfer protein-like. Gene Ontology annotation, biological process: lipid transport. The record is from RefSeq and is a predicted model, not a curated record. Gene Ontology annotation, molecular function: lipid binding. NCBI's taxonomy places the organism in Eukaryota, Viridiplantae, Streptophyta, Magnoliopsida, Rosales, Rosaceae.